Messenger RNA from Dryobates pubescens (Downy woodpecker), 417 nucleotides. RefSeq names its product phosphoinositide interacting regulator of transient receptor potential channels (gene PIRT). Bases 19 to 417 code for a protein of 132 amino acids. Gene Ontology annotation, molecular function: phosphatidylinositol bisphosphate binding; transmembrane transporter binding. The record is from RefSeq and is a predicted model, not a curated record. Lineage: Eukaryota; Metazoa; Chordata; Aves; Piciformes; Picidae. Gene Ontology annotation, biological process: phosphatidylinositol-mediated signaling; positive regulation of cation channel activity. The transcript has a single exon.
UCCUCAGAUCCUGUCACCAUGGAAAUUCCCCCAAAGAGCCCUGAUGGGAGUGAGAAGUCUCCUCAGACCAAGGAGCUGCUGACCAGUCGCACGGGCAGCACCCUCUGCACCAGCUCCCGGAGCGAGUCCGUCUGGACCGACGCUCCCAGGAGCAAGUGGGAGAUCUACCACAAGCCUGUCAUUGUGGUGUCUGUGGGAGCAGCUGUCUUCCUCUUUGGCAUAGUCAUCACCAGCCUGUCCUGCCUCCAAACCAAGAACAAGAAGGUUUACAAACUGUGUGGCCCAGCUUUCCUCUCCCUGGGACUGAUGCUGCUGGUCUGUGGCCUUGUCUGGAUCCCCAUCAUCCGCAAGAAGCAGAAGCAGAGGCAGAAGUCUCAGUUUCUGCAGAGCCUCAAGUCCUUCUUCUUCAACCGCUGA